CCAAGUCGCAUGUUCUCCACUGUGACGCCAGACAGAAGUCAUACUCCACCUUUAAUCUCUAUGUCCCCUCGUGCAAAGCCAAACAGAACCUAUAGUGUGCCUUCAAUCCAUAUGUCCUCUGGUGUGAUACUGGACAGAGAUGGUACUGGCUCUUCGCUGGACAUAUCCUCCCAUGUGUUACCGGAAAGAGCCGGUACUGGCUCUUCGCUGGACAUAUCCUCCCAUGUGUUACCGGACAGAGCCGGUACUGGCUCUUCACUGGACAUAUCCUCCCAUGUGUUACCGGACAGAGCCGGUACUGGCUCUUCGCUGGACAUAUCCUCUGGUGUGAGGCAGAGCAGAACCUUUAUUGUGUCUGCGAGAAACUUAUCCUCCAAUGUGAUACCACACAGAACUGGUAUUGGUACUGGGUCUUCAGGCAUAUCCUCUGGUGUGUUGAUGGACAGAAUCAGUUCUGGGCCUUCAGUGGAUGCAUUCUUCUUUGUGAGACCACACCAGUUUGGUGGUGGGUCUUCAAUGGACACAAUGGACACAACAAACAGAUCUAGUUCGCUGCCUUCAAUCAGGACUUUCAGCCAGGAUCUCUUAUCCAGUACUAGAAAAACAGAAGGAAAUCAAUUUUCAGAGUCUUAGCUAUGUCAGUUUCCCUUAGCUAUAUGUCAGCUUCCCCUUUAGAAGGAAAAAAAUGUGUUAGUGUAAAAUGAUGUAAUUAAAAUAUAAUCUAACAACUACCUUGGAGUUGUA
This is a messenger RNA of Pipra filicauda (Wire-tailed manakin), 744 nucleotides long. RefSeq lists its product as uncharacterized. Bases 10 to 633 code for a protein of 207 amino acids. The transcript is spliced from 2 exons. NCBI's taxonomy places the organism in Eukaryota, Metazoa, Chordata, Aves, Passeriformes, Pipridae. The record is from RefSeq and is a predicted model, not a curated record.